This is a messenger RNA of Klebsormidium nitens, 4701 nucleotides long. The record is from the annotation of a GenBank genome assembly. Lineage: Eukaryota; Viridiplantae; Streptophyta; Klebsormidiophyceae; Klebsormidiales; Klebsormidiaceae.
UCACCGUCAUCGUCCAAGGGACGGAAUUCGGCCGAUACCAACGGGAAGGAGUUCGUUUUGUAUGGCCCUCGAGAGAAGGAGACCAAUACCUCGAACAAUGUCGAUAAGGGAAGAACCCAGAGAGCAAAACGAUCGGAAGCGCGGGCCUACCGAUUUGCUCCGUCUGGUCGCCCCCCCGUGCCCCUACCUCCAACCGGUGCUGGGGGUCGAGAGGAUCAGGGAUCACGAAACGGCGGUCCGCCACAGCAAGCGGCGAGCGGGUUGCGGCCUGAUCCGGAGGACGCUGGGGGCCAGGGAGUAAAACCCGCCAGUCCGUUGGGCCAAGUCUUCCGCGGAAGAAUGUCCCCAUUGCAACCCAAUCGGGCCGGAGUCGGGGGUCAGCGAGUGCAACCCGCUAGUCCGCUGCGGCAAGGGUUCGGCGGAGGGGUACGCCCCGACCCUGGCGUCCUUGGUGAUCGGAGAUUGCCACCCGCUAGUCCAUUGGGGCGAGCGCUCCGAGGAGGGGUACGCCCACCGUCGCAACCGGAUCCAGCCGUAGCCGGGGGAGCAGCGGUCCGCACGGAAGCGGGUCGACCCUCGAAAGACCGGCUCGACAAACUCGUCAACGAACACAACGAGAUCGUAUCUCUCGGCGAUACUGCAUCGGGCGCGAUCUUUGUGAAGCGGUUGAAGGAAGAAGAGGCCGCUCGCAAGUUGAAGGAAGAAGAGGCCGCUCGCAAGUUGAAGGAAGAAGAGGCCGCUCGCAAGUCGGCGAAAGAAGCGGCAAAAUGGGAGCGAGUGGCCAGACUGGCGCUGGAGGCGGAGGCCGAACGUCAACGGAAGGCCGCCGAGGCCGCUCGCAAGUUGGCGGAAGAAGAGGCAGAACGUGAGCGACAGGCCAGAGUGGCCGCGGGGGCGGAGGCCAAAGUGGCUGAUGAAGAAAAGAGAAAAGGGUCGUUGAAACCGAAGGUGACGUGGGACGAGCGCAUUCAGGAAAGGAUAUUCUACGAUGAACCCGAGGGAACGGAGCACCCAUUAUCGGAGACAGGGCGUUUAAAAUCACCAGCGGAUGUUGAAGGACGCCGUCCGCAAAGUAUCGUAGAUAUGGAUCCUCGCAAAAACCCUUCAGAUGGCACUCAGGAACAAACAUUUGAGAGUAGAGGAAGAAGCUGGACCGAGCGGACGGCUGGAACGCCUUCGGACACCCGCGAACGACUCAUGUAUCGCGACAUGGGUCGAGGGGAGAUUGAUGUAGAGAAUGGAAACGUACGAGAAGAUCAAGACGAUGGAGAGAUCUCAUUCGAAGAGCCGUUGCCGAAUUCGGGUCCUCUCGAGAGGCCGCUUGGACCGGAUUUGGACGCCCGUGAACGACCGGACGUAGGAGACAACGAAGAAGAGGCAGAACGUGGGCGACAGGCCAGAUUGGCGGAGGAAGCGGAAGCGGACGCCGAACGUACCCGGAAGGCCGAGGAGGCCGCUCGCAAGUUGGCGGAAGAGGCAGAACGUGAGCGACAGGCCAGAGUGGCCGCGGGGGCGGAGGCCAAAGUGGCUGAUGAAGAAAAGAGAAAAGGGUCGUUGAAACCGAAGGUGACGUGGGACGAGCACAUUCAGGAAAGGGUAUUCUACGAUGAACCCGAGGGAACGGAGCACCCAAUAUCGGAGACAGAGCGUUUAAAAUCACCAGCGGAUGUUGAAGGACGCCGUCCGCAAAGUAUCGUAGAUAUGGAUCCUCGCAAAAAGCCUUCAGAUGGCACUCAGGAACAAACAUUUGAGAGUAGAGGAAGAGGCUGGACCGAGCGGACGGCUGGAACGCCUUCGGACACCCGCGAACGACUCAUGUAUCGCGACAUGGGUCGAGGGGAGAUUGAUGUAGAGAAUGGAAACGUACGAGAAGAUCAAGACGAUGGAGAGAUCUCAUUCGAAGAGCCAUUGCCGAAUUCGGGUCCUCUCGAGAGGCCGCUUGGACCGGAUUUGGACGCCCGUGAACGACCGGACGUAGGAGACAACGAAGAAAGAGGCGGAAAUGAUGACGUACAUGACGACGAAACCAGAUCGGACGACGGAAGAUUUUCGAUCGAGGCCCUCUUACGGCGGCUGAGAGACACGGACGCCAAUAUUGGGGAGGGGAAGAUACUGCGAGAGUAUGUGCGUAGAGCGCAUGAGCGGGGAAUCACCCGUGGCGCUGUCAUAAACGGUUGGGACCAGCCGUCGGAUAUACGACGCACGAAGAGGAGGGCGGUAGGGUCGGAUCACGUCGCAACGGGUCCCGGGUACGAUAGGGGGGCGCUGUUGAGCACGGGCGACGACAUGAUCAGCGCAGCGGAGGAUUACAUCAGAAAUCAAGAAGGUCACGUGUUCGUAUUUGGUAGCGAAGGCGCUCUCGACGCCCUCCGGCCGAAUCCGGGUGUCAUCGUGGUUCCCUCGAGUGGACGGCAACUCCCUCCUUGGGUCUGGAUGCACGGCAACCUUCUGUUCAUCGGGAAAACCCAGAUCUCGAACGCCGUACGACAACGCCUCGAGAGCGUGACCGGGCAACAGUACCCGAAGGACGACCCGAAGGGGCUGAGAUUCGCGCAGCUGAUGAACGUCUUCAGGAAUCGCGACAGAACGGUCCGACUACGGAACGGGGCGGAGCGGGGCAACUGGCGUCUCUCUGAGUCUCUGAAAAAGGCCGAGGAGGCCGCUCGCAAGUCGGCGGAAGACGAGGCAGAACGUCGACGGAAGGCCGCCGAGGGGGCGGGGGCGGAGGCCAAAGUGACUGAUGAAGAAAAGAGAAAAGGGUCGUUGAAACCGAAGGUGACGUGGGACGAGCGCAUUCAGGAAAGGAUAUUCUACGAUGAACCCGAGGGAACGGAGCUCCCAUUAUCGGAGACGGGGCGUUUAAAGUCACCAGCGGAUGUUGAAGGACGCCGUCCGCAAAGUAUCGUAGAUAUGGAUCCUCGCAAAAAGCCUUCAGACGGCACUCAGGAACAAACUUUUGAGAGUAGAGAAAGAGGCUGGACCAAGCGGACGGCUGGAACGCCUUCGGACACCCGCGAACGACUCAUGUAUCGCGACAUGGGUCGAGGGGAGAUUGAUUUAGAGAAUGGAAACUUACGAGAAGAUCAAGACGAUGGAGAGAUCUCAUUCGAAGAGCCAUCGCCGAAUUCGGGUCCUCUCGAGAGGCCGCUUGGACCGGAUUUGGACGCCCGUGAACGACCGGACGUAGGAGACAACGAAGAAAGAGGCGGGAAUGAUGACGUACACGACGAAGAAACCAAAUCGGACGACGGAGGAUUUUCGAUCGAGGCCCUCUUACGGCGGCUGAGAGAAACGGGCGCCAAUAUUGGGGAGAGGAAGAUACUGCGAGAGUAUGUGCGGAGAGCGCAUGAGCGGGGAAUCACCCGUGGCGCUGUCAUAAACGGUUGGGACCAGCCGUCGGAUAUACGACGCACGAAGAGGAGGGCGGUAGGGUCAGAUCACGUUGCGACGGGUCCCGGGUACGAUAGGGGGGCGCUGUUGAGCACGGGCGACGACUUGAUCAGCGCAGCGGAGGAUUACAUCAGAAAUCAAGAAGGUCACGUGUUCGUAUUCGGUAGCGAAGGCGCUCUCGACGCCCUCCGGCCGAAUCCGGGUGUCAUCGUGGUUCCCUCGAGUGGACGGCAACUCCCUCCUUGGGUCUGGAUUCACGGCAACCUUCUGUUCAUCGGGAAAACCCAGAUCUCGAACGCCGUACGACAACGCCUCGAGAGCGUGACCGGGCAACAGUACCCGAAGGACGACCCGAAGGGGCUGAGAUUCGCGCAGCUGAUGAACGUCUUCAGGAAUCGCGACAGAACGGUCCGACUACGGAACGGGGCGGAGCGGGGCAACUGGCGUCUUUCUGAGUCUCUGAAAAAGGUCAUCGACGCAGCCUCGAAGCGCCGGAAGGGACUGGAACUGGAUGGCCUGAUACGGCUUCGGGCAUCUCUGGAUCGGAUGAAAAAUACCGUCAGUGCGGAUGAGGAGCACGCGGGUGUCGCCGGAUCUAUCCGAUAUCGUGCGGAUGGGGAACGCGCUCAAGAGGAAGGAACCGGCGACCCCGAAGCUUCUGAGAAUGCAGAGCCUGAAACGGACUCGUUGGAGCACGUCGAUCCCUCUGGAGAAACGGAAAGGUUCGAUCGCCCACCGGAGGGAGAUCCCGUACCAGACGGAGCGGAGCCUGCAGGUGUUCUACGCGCGUACCCGGAACGGUUCAUAGAUCUAGAGGGCAAAGAGCAGGCGGAUCGGGAAGACGACUAUGAGAGGAUUUCCGAUUCGGACGUCGGCGACACCUCUUCGGAAUCCGAUGCUGAGAGCCACCUUCCGUCGCCCGUCGUCACCGGCCCGGGGAGAGAUCGGGGCAGUCUGGUGCGGUGCGUCGGCGACAUGGCUGCGGCUGCGAUCUUGUAUGCUUCGGAGCAGCAAGACGUGGUGUUCUUCGUCACCAACAUUCCGCCCCGCGAUUUCGAGGCGUUUGACGACUCCCUGUGCGUGUAUCGAGUGAUCAAGCCGGGGGAGGUGUUGAAAGCUCUUCCGGAGUGGGCGUGGAGGACGGGAAACCUCUUGUUUAUGGGACCGACGACUAUGUCGCAUGCCGUGCGGCGUAAGCUGCUCGAGAUGAAGAUCGCUGGGGCGCUCGUGUAUCCAAAGGUGUCUUUCUUCUUGUGCGGGCCCGAAGCGGACGACAGAGGCUUGCGUGCGGACCUGGAUGCCGUGAUCUGA